GAGCAAAUAGUGGUUUACAUGACAUGACAUGUGUUUUCAAUUCAUAUGUUUUCAUUGAUUCACACUUUAAAACACUUUAAAACUUUAAACUUUACAUUGGAUUCAAACCUAUUAUAUGCCAUAAGAGAUGAGUUCAAAGACAUCGGACAUGACUUCAAAGACAUCGGAUAUGACUUCCGUUCGGCCGAAGAUCAGAAGCAAACACUCAGAGAAACUCAGUGGAGAACCGCUCGAGAGAAGAACCAUCCGGUUUGAGGACAAGGAUGGCAUUGAGCGCUACUACCCGGCACUGCACAUCAAGUUCUCGCAUACAAUGGUUUUCGUGAAAUACAUUCCGCCGCCGAUGAAGACUAUGGCAGACCUGCAUCUCAAUGGACACGACUUGACAUCCAAUGUCCACAUCCAGAGGUGGAUGUCUGUUGUCAACAGUUUCCAAGAGAUGAUUAAACGAAACAACUCUAAUGUUGUGUUAGAGCAGAGUAUCUUUACAGAAAAAUUACCAUUCGGUAAACACUUCCAAAACCAGCUGAAAUCAGGUGCUUGCGUCAGAAGUCUACAGUCUGGAGUCAUACCUGAGAUAUGCGCCACGAAGUCAUCACUUAUACAACUCAUUGAUUUCCAAUGA
Messenger RNA from Oppiella nova, 625 nucleotides. The record is from the annotation of a GenBank genome assembly. NCBI's taxonomy places the organism in Eukaryota, Metazoa, Arthropoda, Arachnida, Sarcoptiformes, Oppiidae.